UUGGUAAUGGGUCGGCCUGCCUGGGCCUAUUCCUCCCUCGCCGAGUUCGAUUUCAUGGACUGGGUCAACUUCUUGUAUUCGUUCCGGGCGCGAGCCCCCCUCUCCCCAACGCGGCGACCCUCACAGCUGUCCUUGCUCUUUGCGGGCCACGACCGCACCAAUCUGUCAACGUCGGCUCCUCCGGUCCUUCAGGGCUAGGCUGAGCCAGUGGCUCGACUGGGCUUUCUUUCCUCUCUCUUCCAUCACGAGAUACAGCUACGAAGCACAUGACCCGAUACGGCAGCGACUGGUUAUCAAAGACACAACGACAAGACCACGAGAUACCUGACCACGAGAGAAUCAUGCUUGGUCGGGCAGCUUGUGUUAGCCACCACGGUCGGUCGAGAAAGGCCGAAUUCCUCCAACUUCACUCCACUCAUACAAUUUCGGCAACGACUUGCCUUCUGCAUAGCGACAGCGGUGUUUCAGCUCUCCAUUUGCAAGACCAAGCUCUCCAGGCUGCAUCAUUCUGGCACCUGGACAGUAUUGCGCCUUGGCAUACUUCUCUUUUUAGGAUCGUCGCAUUUUUCAUGUUCACAUCAUGGGUCGGGGCCACAUCAUUGGGUAUGGACAUAUAUACCAGGCGUUCAAGGGGGAUUCUUCAGUCAUUUUCGGGCGCUUGUAACGGGUAUCGUAUUUCUGUUUCAUUGUCAUUUUUCUGUUGUUGUUUUCCACUGCAUUUUUCUUUAUCAGCGGCAUUCGUUUCGUCCUCUCAAUUCUCUACGAGUCUCUUUUCUCGCUCUCUAUUCUGUGCUCUAUGAGCAUUAGUGCACCAUGGCCACCUUUACUUGAGAUUCUGAGCACUGCAAGCAGUGGCUCGGCUGGGACGCUAGACAAGGAAAGCUGAGCUCUCGUCUACACGAUAAUUGUUUUUCAGACGUCUUGUCAUCCAGGAGAUGGGCAGGCGCUGGCAGACUACACGUCGUCUCG
Microdochium trichocladiopsis is the source of this 969-nucleotide messenger RNA. RefSeq lists its product as uncharacterized. NCBI's taxonomy places the organism in Eukaryota, Fungi, Ascomycota, Sordariomycetes, Xylariales, Microdochiaceae. The transcript has a single exon. Bases 267 to 800 code for a protein of 177 amino acids. The record is from RefSeq and is a predicted model, not a curated record.